Messenger RNA from Acanthoscelides obtectus, 1122 nucleotides. Lineage: Eukaryota; Metazoa; Arthropoda; Insecta; Coleoptera; Chrysomelidae. The record is from the annotation of a GenBank genome assembly.
AUGGUGAAAGGUGUUACUCCACAAGGUGUCGUCUCCUCCCACGGUACUGCAGCCAUGACUGGAAACAGGAUCUCGACAAAUUCCAACUUCUUUGGUAAAGGGAUCGCAAUGUUGGAAGAUAAGAGACCUACACUGGACAGAAUGUUCGCUUCGACGUCACAAAGAAAUGAUGAUGGUUUGCGGGCGUCUUACAAUAUCUCGUUACUUAUAGCAAAAUCCGGAAAACCGCAUACUAUCGGAGAGAAGUUAAUUUUGCCAGCCGUUGAAGAGGUUUUAAAAACUGUUUUACACAAACCUGCAUCUGAUAUCAUUAAAAGGAUUCCCUUAAGCAACAAUACUGUUGAAAGACGUAUUGAUGAAAUGAGUUCUGAUAUUGAAAGCUUCUUAUGUAAUUAUUUGCAAACGACCCAUUUAUCUUUACAACUGGACGAGUCAACUUUACCUGAUAAUGCAGCAUUAUUAUUGGUAUAUGUUCGUUUUAUUAUGAAUCAAGGAAUCUACGAAGAACUGCUCUUCGCAAGAACUUUGAUAACCGACACUAAAGGUGAAUCAGUAUUUCAUGUUUUGAAGGAUUACUUCAUUGAAAAAGCAAUUCCUUUAUCAAAUAUAAUAUCAGUAGCUACAGAUGGAGCACCUGCCAUGACAAGCUGCCAGGAAAACGACGUUUCAACUUACGUUCAACAUUUAAAUGCCCUCUAUUCAGAUUUUGAAUCUGGGUGUGAGGAUAUUUUGACUAUGGUAAUACCACCGUGGAUAAUUAAUCCAUAUGGUGACAUAGAAGAAACGAAUGUCAUAAUACAAGAGGAACUGACUGAACUAAGUACAAACGAAGAACUUAAGGUUCAGUUUAAAAACGGAUAUCAGCAAUUCUGGCUGCAAAACAACAUACCCGUUACUUAUCCCGUAUUAUGGAAUAUAGCGAGGAACUUUUUAAUUUCCUUUCCAUCGUCGUACCUACUGGAAAGGGGAUUCAGCGCUGUUACCAAUCUCCUAACGAAAAAAAAAGAAACAGACUGGACAUCAUUAGCCGAGGAGAUAAGAUUAACCCUUACAAAAUUGACGCCAAAUGUUGAUAAUUUAUUAUUAAAGCAUCAGGACAAGGCCGCGCAUGGCGAUCGCUGA